ACGUGCACCGCGACAUUUGGAUGACUAUGUUUGUAGCAUGCUUCCAUCCAUUGAUUCGAAUCAAGCUCCAAUCCACUCCGCUAACUCAGGUACCAUCUAUCCUAUUUCUAAUGAUGUGUCAUAUGCCUCAUUUUCCCUUAAUCAUCAAGCUUAUCUAGUGGGCAUCACCUCCUUAAUCAUCAAGCCACAAACAUUUUCACAGGUUGUCAAGAGUGAAAAAUGGAGGGAAGCAAUGAGAAAGGAGAUCACUGCACUUGAGCAAAAUGGAUCUUGGACACUUGAGUCAUUACCUCCAGGCAAGCGAGCUAUGGAUUUCAAAAGGGUUUACAAGAUUAAGUGCAAGCAAGAUGGGACAAUAAAACGUUAUAAGGCAAGGCUUGUGGCAAAGGAUUUCACACAAAUAGAGGGGCUGGACUAUCACAAAACUUUUGCCCAUGUGGCUAAGCUUGUUACAGUUCGAGUUUUGCUUGCUGUUGCUUCCAUGAUCAUGACUUUGAAAAAGGAAGGAAAAGGAAUGGAGACUGCGCUGUUGAGUUGAGAGGGGUAGUUUUAGGAAAAGAAAAAAUUGUUUCUAGAAUCAUGGGCAAAAGAUUCACUCCAUAAUUUUAAGUGUGGCAAUAACCCCACCAGUUUGUCUGCCUCACGAAACUGCUACAAGCCUACUUGGUUAGUCCUCCACAAUUUAAAACUAGAUUAAAAACAGUAUGUUCAC
This is a messenger RNA of Rubroshorea leprosula, 712 nucleotides long. The record is from the annotation of a GenBank genome assembly. Lineage: Eukaryota; Viridiplantae; Streptophyta; Magnoliopsida; Malvales; Dipterocarpaceae.